AUGCAUCGACCCGAAACCUUGAAGAUCGAUUUCUCAAGGUGCAAGGGAGCCGAUGAAGACUCCCUUUUGAAAUGGUUCGUCGAGUUAGACGAUGCCAUCAGGGCGCCUCACAUCGAGGGUGACGAGAUGCAAGUCACCUUCGCCCUGUCAAAUUUGACAGGACCAACAAAGACUUGGGCCUUAGGGCUCAAGCUUCACGACCCAAACGUGUUUGAGUCGUUGGAGAUCUUGAAGUCUCGGCUUAAAGAGACGUUUGAGCCGCCGAGAGCCGAGUUCAGAGCACGCUCUGCACUCUUGAGGCUCAAGCAAGGUACGCGUGAUGUGCACGCUUACGCACAGCACCUGCGCUACCUUGCGAGUAGCGUUACGGAAAACCCUGUUGAUGAGUGCACGCUCAUCAACGUGUUCAUCUACGGCCUUGUAGAUGGGCCGGUGAAGACCUAUAUGUUCCGAGAGGACUUCCAUACGCUGGAAAAGGCAAUAGCGUAUGCGGAACAGGAAGACUUCAGCCUGAGACAGUCUCAGUAUAACUUGUCAAACUAUCGUCCGACGAGACGACAGGAAACAGGAGGUCCCGAACCAAUGGACCUCGGUUAUGUUUUCUGGAGUGAUAAAUCUCUCUCUCUGGUGCACAAGCGAACGGCAAGAUGCCAUGGCUGUCAGAAGAUUGGACACUACGCUCAUGAGUGUAGUGUCCCGAGCACUGCAACACGUCUGAAGACAGGACGUGAUGACCGCCGUUGGCCAAGGAAGGGUCUGAGGCGUGGGUCCGACCAUGUCGCUAAGCCGAGACAGCAAGUCGGACUGUCAAAAAACUGUCAGGGUCAGUAG
Peronospora matthiolae is the source of this 831-nucleotide messenger RNA. The record is from the annotation of a GenBank genome assembly. NCBI's taxonomy places the organism in Eukaryota, Oomycota, Peronosporomycetes, Peronosporales, Peronosporaceae.